Onychomys torridus (southern grasshopper mouse) is the source of this 1559-nucleotide messenger RNA. It is a transcript of the gene Nacad, whose product is annotated as NAC alpha domain containing. The record is from RefSeq and is a predicted model, not a curated record. NCBI's taxonomy places the organism in Eukaryota, Metazoa, Chordata, Mammalia, Rodentia, Cricetidae. Bases 308 to 1486 code for a protein of 392 amino acids. The transcript is spliced from 6 exons. Gene Ontology annotation, biological process: protein targeting to membrane. Gene Ontology annotation, cellular component: cytoplasm; nascent polypeptide-associated complex.
GCCAGGAUCCCGCACAGAUCUCUCAUGUGACGCAGCCAUUGCCACCAUCCUUAAAGGGGACCAACGGGAGCCCCAUGCCCUGACCCCAGGGCCUAGCCCUCUGGCCCUCACAUUCCUGUCCAGCAAGCCAGGUGCCCGGCCCCAACCUGAGGGAGCCAGCUGGGAUGCAGGGCCCAGUGGGGCUGCCUCAACCUGGGUGGACCCGGCAGAGGGCAGCCCAAGUCCAGGGGUCCUCCCUGAGGGCCUGCCUCUCCAGCCUUUGCCUGCUGAAGUCCCUCUUCCCACCACCCUGGAGCCCCGCAUCGUGAUGGGUGAGGAGACGUGCCAGGUCAUCCCUUCACCCAGGGCAGCCUGGCCAGUGCUCAGGGACCGGGCGGGUGGGCACAUGGCCCUGCACCCACCUCCGGAGCUAUGUUCUCAGGGUGAUUCUCCUGUGCCUUCCCCUCCCCCUGACCUCGAUUCCUACUUCACACCCCCCUCUACUCCCACCAAGACCACCUAUGCCCUGCUCCCUGACCAUGGGCCCCACAGGGAUGCCUGGGACCUGGAGGCCGAGCGGCUUGAUGACUUACUGGACUCAACGCCAGCUUCCCCCUCAGGCUCCUACAUUACAGCAGAUGAGGACAGCUGGGCCCCAUCACCUUCGUGUUCCCUCAGCCUGCUGGCCCCAGCUGAAGGGCUGGACUUCCCCUCCGACUGGGGCCUCUCCCCAUCAGGGUCUGUGGUAGAUGAACUAGAGCCACACCCCACAGAACCUCCGGAGCUCCCCUCCUCUGAGUCUAGCCUCUCAGCCGACAGCAGCUCUUCCUGGAGCCAAGAGGGCCAUUUCUUUGACCCAGCCUUCUUGGCCAACGACCCGAUGAUCCCUGCUGCCCUACUCCCAUUCCGGGGUAGCCUCAUCUUCCAGGUGGAAGCCGUGGAAGUGACUCCACUGCCCCAAGAGGAGGAGGAGGAGGAGGAAGAGGAGGUAGCUGCUGGUGCUGCCACCCCAGAUGGAGACCUGGCUGGAGAGGAUGAGGACGACAGCACAUCUGCCUCUUUCCUGCAGUCCCUCUCCGAUCUGUCCAUCAUCGAGGGCAUGGACGAGGCCUUCGCCUUCCGUGAUGACACCUCGGCAGCCUCCUCUGACUCGGACUCAGCUUCCUAUGGCUGGGGAAGUGAGCAGGCCAGUGAGCUCUGCUCACACAGCUGUCCUAUAUUACAGAUCGAGGAUCUGUCCCAGCAAGUACACAAAGCUGCCGCAGAGAAGUUCAAGGUACCCUCAGAGUCCUCAGCCCUGGUCCCCGAGUUGGCGCCUGGGCCCCGAGUGAGGCCAGAGUGUGAGGAGCAGGAGGAGGAAGAUGAGGAGGUAGAGGAGGCUGGACUUGAACUUCGGGACAUUGAGCUGGUGAUGGCCCAGGCUAAUGUGUCCAGGGCAAAGGCCGUGCGGGCACUGAGGGACAACCACAGUGACAUUGUCAAUGCCAUCAUGGAACUGACGAUGUAGCUACUGACUGCAAGCUCGGGCCGCUCUGCCUCUCCCCAGCUCUGUUGCCCAAUAAAUCAGUGUCAUAUCAUCA